AUGGACGUGGUGAAAGCUGUCGAGACCUACAUCGCCAAGUUGGUGUCCACCCCCUCAGCUAUGAAAGUACUCCUGCUCGAUGCACACACUACCCCCAUCGUGUCGCUCGCUGCAACACAAUCUACUCUUCUCUCCCAUCAAGUUUAUUUGACGGAUCGUGUUGACAAUCCGCAACGGAACCGAAUGGCUCACAUGAAAUGUGUCUGCUUCUUGCAACCCAGCGAGGAAAGCAUCGCGGCGGUGUCCUCGGAGCUUCGAGAGCCCAAGUACGGAGACUAUUAUCUCUACUUCAGCAAUGUGCUCUCGAAGUCGACCAUCGAGCGCCUUGCGGAAGCGGACGAGUUCGAAGUAGUGAGAGAAGUUCAGGAAUACUUCGCGGAUUACGCUCCCCUGUUGCCAUCUCUGUUUUCCCUCAACCACAUCCCAAGUGAGGAUAGGCCUCUCUAUGGCUCUUCGCCGAACACAUGGGAUGAAGUUGCACUGGGAUGUUCGGUACAGGGAAUUAUCGCUGUUCUGUUGAGCUUGAGGAAGAAACCUGUCAUCCGGUACGAAAAAAUGAGCGGUAUGGCCAAAAAGUUGGCGAACGAAGUCCACCUCCGCAUCCAGUCGGAGUCGACCUUGUUUGAUUUUCGGCCUGCUGUCGUAUCGCCCCUGUUGAUUAUCCUAGACAGAAGAAAUGAUCCUGUCACUCCGUUACUGACUCAAUGGACUUACCAAGCGAUGGUACACGAACUCCUCGGUGUCCAUAAUGGCCGAGUAAACCUUAGUAUGGUUCCCGAUAUCGGUCCCGAGCUUUCCGAAAUUACACUGACUACGUCCACGGACCCGUUUUUUCAAGCACACCACUUGGCAACAUUCGGGGAUUUGGGCACAUCUCUCAAGAAUUAUGUCCAGUCCUAUCAAUCGCGUUCCCUCGCCCAGUCACCCUCGGCCAUCAAUUCAAUAUCCGACAUGAAGAGAUUUGUAGAGGAAUUCCCGGAAUUCAGGAAAUUGGGAGGAAAUGUCAGUAAGCACGUCGCCUUGGUGGGCGAGCUUAGCAGGCUGGUCGAGCGAGACCGUCUACUUGACGUCGGAGAAGUAGAACAAGGCCUCGCAACAAGUGCUGGAUGUGAUUUGAAGACGGUGCAAGCCCUAGUAACAGACAAUGCCGUUUCAGCAUGGAACAAGCUCCGCAUCGUUAUAUUGUACGCUCUCCGCUAUCAAAAAUCACAGACGGGUAACAUCGCCGCCCUCAUCAAUCUUCUGUUGGCGAACGGAGUGUCGAAAGAGGAAGCACGACUCGUCUACGGUGUGGAGAACGUAUAUACGCAACAUACUCCUCACUUAUCACAGACAUUGGAAAAUCUUCUCAAAGGACGUCUCAAAGAGUCAAGUUACCCGUUCCUUGAGGGCUCUGGGAACAAAUCUUGGGCCCAGGAUAUUAUCAUUUUCAUCGUUGGGGGGACAACGUACGAAGAGGCGAGAACGGUUGCGUUGUUAAACCAGGAGGCAAACAACGCAGGAACUCAAAUAUUGCUUGGAGGGACCUGUGUUCACAAUUCAUCAAGCUACGUGGAGAUGAUACGAGCUGCUGCAAAGAAUUUCCCACCGUCAGUUUACGAACCUCCUCCUGAAUCGGCAUCGAACGCACCGUCCCUCAAUCUCAAUCUUGGCGGGGUCAAUGUGAAAACGCGCACUGGCGCAUUACUGACGCUCAUUUCUGCAUGUAUUAUACUUGCUUUCACCACCAUGGAGUUUUUCGACUACCGACGGGUAGCAGUCGAUACUUCAAUAGUCGUCGACAGAAGCAGAGGCCAGAAACUGAGUGUGAAGCUCAAUGUUACGUUCCCGCAUGUUCCGUGUUACUUGCUGAGUCUGGAUGUCCUGGACAUAUCUGGGGAGCAGCAGAGAGAUAUCUCCCAUAACAUAAUGAAGAAGCGGCUUACGAAGGCUGGCGAUGAUGUUGUGGGGAUACGUACCGGAGAGUUGCGCAACGACAUUGAUAAACUAGCCGAACAACGAGGCCCAGAUUAUUGCGGUUCCUGCUAUGGCGGUACGGAACCUCCAAGUGGGUGCUGCAACAGUUGUGAGGACGUGAGACAAGCGUACUCCAAUAAAGGUUGGAGUUUUGGGAACCCAGAUGAUAUUGAACAGUGCGUUCAAGAAGGGUGGUCAGAGAAGCUCAAAGAGCAGGCAGAAGAAGGCUGCAAUAUCUCAGGUCGCAUUCGUGUCAAUAAGGUCGUUGGAAGUAUCCACCUAUCUCCCGGAAGGUCAUACCAGACCAAUUCUCGGCAGUUCCGCGACCUGGUCCCAUAUUUGAGGAAUGACGGUAACCCCCACGACUUCUCUCACACGGUUCAUGAAUUUUUAUUCAUGGCUGAUGAUGAGUACAACCCGAAAAAGGCCAUCACAUCGAAGGAGAUGAAGAAACGGAUGAAUAUCGUCGGAAACCCGCUCGACGGUUACGUGGCGAAGACCAGCAAGCCGCAGUACAUGUUCCAGUAUUUCCUCAAAGUUGUCUCGACGCAGUUCAGAAUGCUGGGUGACAAAACGAUAAACAGCCACCAGUACAGUGUUACCCACUUUGAGCGGGACUUGAGCGAAAACGGGAACGAGGACAACCAGGGUGUUUAUACUCAGCAUAGCACUGUUGGCAUCCCGGGUGCCUACUUCAACUUCGAGAUAUCGCCUAUUCUCAUUGUCCACUCUGAAACGAGGCAAUCAUUUGCCCACUUCCUUACAUCUACUUGUGCCAUCGUGGGUGGUGUUUUAACAGUUGCCGCCUUGCUGGAUAGCAUUUUAUUUGCCACUGGGCGAAAGCUCAAGAAGAGUGGUGGUGUAAAUGGAGGUGCUAAACUCAUGUAA
Pisolithus orientalis is the source of this 2844-nucleotide messenger RNA. Its product is annotated as Sec1-like protein. Bases 1 to 2844 code for a protein of 947 amino acids. The record is from RefSeq and is a predicted model, not a curated record. The transcript has 19 exons. NCBI's taxonomy places the organism in Eukaryota, Fungi, Basidiomycota, Agaricomycetes, Boletales, Pisolithaceae. Gene Ontology annotation, cellular component: Golgi membrane. Gene Ontology annotation, biological process: vesicle-mediated transport; intracellular protein transport.